Penicillium psychrosexuale is the source of this 2019-nucleotide messenger RNA. RefSeq lists its product as uncharacterized. The record is from RefSeq and is a predicted model, not a curated record. Gene Ontology annotation, biological process: silent mating-type cassette heterochromatin formation. The transcript has 4 exons. Gene Ontology annotation, cellular component: SHREC complex; rDNA heterochromatin. Lineage: Eukaryota; Fungi; Ascomycota; Eurotiomycetes; Eurotiales; Aspergillaceae. The coding region runs from base 1 to 2019 and encodes 672 amino acids.
AUGUCUUACAGCAGCGAGGAUGAGGACUCCAAUGUUAAUAUUAUCCCCAUGGAGAAUUUUCCCAGCGAUGGAGACAUGAGUACCUGGCCUUCAAGUCACUACAUUGAACGCUCCGACUUGCGCUGGCGGCAGUUACUUGCUGAAAACUGGCUCAAAGAUAUGGGCACUUAUGAAGAUGAGCAUAUAUUAGGUGUCAUUCAUACCAUUGAGAAGUUGCCUGAUGGAUACUGUCUAUUUGAGCGACCUCGUGGGACUAAUCCUAGCAUGUUAUCUUUCUUGCCACAUUUCCUCUCUCUGGUCAAGAACGAGCUUGACAAGUGCCAAUGCAAGCCCUGUGGUAAAAUGAAGAUGAGCGAAGGGACUGCAGUGCAAGGGAAGGCGGGACAGAGGACUAGACGCGUUGUACAACCAAUCAUUGAUGAGCGCCAACCCACCGAUGCAGAGGGACCAGAUUACUGGCGAAUCUUAAUUAUGAAAUUGAAAGAUAAAGGGGCCCUCGACGAAGAUAUUGAGCAGCGGUUCAAUUUUGACUGGGUAUUGACUCACGAAUGGCUUUCUGAUUACUUUAUGAAACUGGUUCUGGAUCCCGCUUACAUCCCCCGUCGUGGUGAACUUGUUCUAUGGAUCUGGCAGGGUCUCGAAGACGGCUGCUUGAUGCGCAACCCUGAGACUGGCUUCAUUGAGAUAUUCGGCAACGAUAAUAAGUGGCAUGGUGUGCCCAAUUGGCGUGCCGGCGUGGUGACCCAAAUCCCAGAGGACGAAGGGCAUAUGGUGAAUAUCAUUGAAGGCUCCGAUAAUCCACGCGGGCUGAGCUACUCUGGAUUCCGUGUGGAGACUCUGCCGGAUCCGUUGGGUAGUGAUAAGUCUUACUCGGUGCAAUAUGCCUAUGUUCCAUUGCGUAACAUCAAGCCUUUUAACACAUGGCAACUCUACCUCAAUGGCCAAGAGCGAGGGGAUAUUCACCCAUCUAUUGAGAAUGCCAUGACUGUUAUGUCUUCCUGGAGCAUGGUUCACAAAUUCCAUGUUAUUGGCACAUGGCCCAGCGCCAGGAUCUACUGCAAGGGAAUCUUUGUCGGGGCCGAACUCCUUGCCUUACACGACACCGUCCGUCUGAGGCCACAUGGAUUCCAUCACGACCAGCUCAAAUACGGAACAGUCGGCGAAGUGACAGACGUGAUGGUUAUUGAAAAAAUCGCGCUCUAUCUUUCAGAGUGCAUCGACGACAACGAGGAGCAGCUAGCCAAACACAUCACAGCCCUGAUAUCCGGUAAGGUGUUCACCACUGAUCCUAGUCGCGUUACCCAAGAAGGCCCAUUCAAAGGCACAAACCCCGUUUCAUCCGGCGGAUCAGCAACUGGUCCUAUCCCACUCACUACGGAAGAAGCAACCGCUACCUUCCGCCAGGUCGGCAUGGGCGACUACGGUCCCUGGUACCGUAUGGCCGAUGGCAGAACCUGCAACGUCUCCCCACACCUUAUCGUGGGUCGCUGCUACGAACCGCUCGCGGCAGAGCUUAUGUUCGGCACCCAUACAAUGGGUUACGAUCUAUCCGGCGUUAUGGAAGGUCGUCAGUACUCGUCACAAGUCGAUUCGCGUAUGCCCAAAGGCAAGACGUGGUUCUGGGGGGAUUGCCGGGUGGAGACGCUCGGACUGACAGAAAUCAACGGUGUGGAAUGCGGGCUUACAGCGGCGCAGCGCGAAAACCCGCGCAAGUGGCAGGCGAUCAUCAAAAUAUCACACGGUGAAGUCGGUCACGGUCUCCGGGGCCAGGCCGAGCUUCCUUCUUCUGUCGGCCGACCCUCCAAGUCUUCUUCGUCCGCUCCGAAGGGUACCAGCUCUCGGCCGAGAACUGGUCUUGAGCAUAUUGCGCAGACGAGUAAACUGGUCAGUUCUGUUAUUGGCAGUGUGACCGAUAUUGAAGAUGACUCUUUUGAUGAUCAAGUGUAUGGUGGUAUCUCUGAGCUAGGGCUUGGGGAUGGUCAUUCUUCGGGGGAGGAUAGUGAUUAUUCGAAUGAGUAG